This is a messenger RNA of Calliphora vicina (urban bluebottle blowfly), 1632 nucleotides long. RefSeq lists its product as uncharacterized. The record is from RefSeq and is a predicted model, not a curated record. The transcript has 6 exons. Bases 82 to 1632 code for a protein of 516 amino acids. NCBI's taxonomy places the organism in Eukaryota, Metazoa, Arthropoda, Insecta, Diptera, Calliphoridae.
AAAACAAAAAAAACUACAAUAUUAAAGAAAUUAAAAUAGAAAACAAAGUUUUAAUAUAAAACUACAUUUAAAAAGCGAAACAUGCAAAUAAUAAAGAAUAAAAAUAAUAUUAAAUUAACAGACUCAACCUGUUUCAGUAAUAAUUAUAAUCAAGUCGGAAAAAAUAAAUGCAACAUGUUGUUAACACUUGAAACUAACAACAGCAGCAUAAUUUCUAACAAAGGCAACAACAAUAAUAAUUGCUUAACAAGUAUGCAGUGUUUGUGUGGGUGUAUUUCUUGUUGUCACUCAAAUGUAACAACAACAGAAACAAAAACAACAUCAUCAUCAACAACUACUAUAAGAUCUUCGUCAACCAGAACAACAACAGCAGCAGAAAUAGAAACAACAAUGAAAACAUCAGCCUCAUCAUCGUCCACUAAGGACAACUCUAAUUACAUGCAUUGUGCAAAUACAUUCAACACAGACACAUGCAACAACUGUGGCAUGAAUAACGAAAACAACAGUAGCGACAGCUGCUCCAAUAUUAAAAUUAGAAGAAGCAACAGUUUUUGCACAACAAAAAGCAACAGUUUUAGAAAUUGCAUCUUUCACAUCAACAACAAUUUAAACAGUCUCAUCAAGUUUGUCAUUGUUUUGAUAUUCUUCACAUGUUGUGAUUUAUCUCAGGCUGCAUUACGCGACAUAAAUUUAUAUAUUGAACCACCUGCUGUUCGACGUAGCCAAUCGGUGUCAUUACGCUGCCAUUAUACAAUAGAAGGAGCACCGUUGUAUUCGGUAAAGUUUUAUCGUGGUCAGUUGGAAUUUUAUCGUUAUACACCUGGCGAAUAUCCAAAUACAAAAGUCUUUCACUAUCCCGGAAUAAAAGUUGAUGAAAGUGUUUCGAAUGCCACCCAAGUUGUUAUACGCAAUGUGAACUUUGGUCUAUCUGGAACUUUUUCCUGUGAAGUAACAGCCGAUGCACCAUUAUUUUCAACAGCCACCGCAUAUGCUCAAAUGCAGGUUGUCGAAUUUCCUGAUAAACGGCCACAACUAUUUACGGAACUUACACGCUAUGAGCCAGGUGAUGUAUUGCGUGCUAACUGUAGUACACCACCAUCUAGACCCAGGGCAGAAUUAAGAUUUACCAUAAAUAAUAUACCGGUAUCAUCGGAAGAAACACAAUACAUUAGAACAGUUGACAAUUUAAUUGCGUCGAGACUGAGUCUUAAAGUGCAAUUGCAGGCUGUACAUUUUGCUGCUGCUGCUGCCAUCGCCGCCUCUGGCAAUAGUAAUUCACACAUGAUAAAUGCUUUAAAUGGUGGUACUGCUAAUGGUGGUGAUGUUGGUGGAUCUAUUUCUACCUCAUAUGCUAGCAGUGUUGGUUCGGCCUCAGGGGGUGCUUUACUAUUACGUUGUACAGCACAAAUUGGUGAUUUGUAUCAGGAGUAUAAAGAAAUUGAAUUAGGAACACCACAAAGAGAUCCUGUACCAGCUAGAGUGACAUCAUCUGGAGGUGGCUUUAGAGGUUUUCUGGAGACAUAUUUUGGGCCCAGUUCAGCAGCAGCUAAAUGUAAUUUUAAACAUCUGCAAUUUCUCUUGGUAGCCAGCAAUUUAUUAACGAUAUUAUUAAGUUUCUCUCAAACAAGAUAG